AUGCCUGAAGUGGACAAAAGAUGGGGUAAAGAGGAAUCCGUUGCUGAGAUCACUCGUUCCUUCUCAACUCUCGAGCUCGUCGCGAAGAAUCCAUCAAUGAUGGCCAAGAUUCACAUUCCUGACUCUGUCGGGACCGAGUUUGAGCUGAGAGAACCUGAAAAGACACGACGUCGAAGGCAAGUCGACUCGCCAUCGACUGUCCCGACAUCGGUCACAUCAUCAGGCGCCGAGCAGCCAAGCCUGGGUCAGAACCCAUUCGGACCAUACUCAUGGCCUAUGUAUUCUGGUCAAUGUUUCUUGUGUCCUGCUGGUGUUCCUGGACGAAUAGGUCCCCCAGGACCACAAGGGGUUGCCGGAAGGGAUGGCAGAGACGGACGGGAUGCGUCGACGAUUCCACAAGGUAGACCUAUAACAACAUACAUCUGACACGAUAUGGCACG
This is a messenger RNA of Strongylocentrotus purpuratus (purple sea urchin), 440 nucleotides long. RefSeq names its product collagen alpha-1(I) chain-like. The coding region runs from base 1 to 426 and encodes 141 amino acids. The transcript has 3 exons. The record is from RefSeq and is a predicted model, not a curated record. Lineage: Eukaryota; Metazoa; Echinodermata; Echinoidea; Camarodonta; Strongylocentrotidae.